This is a messenger RNA of Stegastes partitus (bicolor damselfish), 1460 nucleotides long. Its product is annotated as voltage-dependent calcium channel gamma-6 subunit. Gene Ontology annotation, biological process: regulation of calcium ion transmembrane transport via high voltage-gated calcium channel. The record is from RefSeq and is a predicted model, not a curated record. Lineage: Eukaryota; Metazoa; Chordata; Actinopteri; Pomacentridae. Bases 291 to 1070 code for a protein of 259 amino acids. The transcript is spliced from 4 exons. Gene Ontology annotation, molecular function: calcium channel regulator activity. Gene Ontology annotation, cellular component: membrane; L-type voltage-gated calcium channel complex.
AGGCGUCUCUUCCUCCUGAACCGAACAACACAGCAAACAGGAUUCUGGACGGAAACACAGACAUCCCGGCUCUCGCCUCCGUCUCUUCCCAUUUUAUCACCGCCCAGCUCCAUCCGCCUCCUGAUCCGCCGCCGCUGCAUUCACACGUCUUCUUUAGCUCAUUUCACCGUCCGGCCCACUGACUUCCACUUCGUCUUCCGCCUGCUGCUGCUUCAUCCAUCACCGGCUUUAACAGCAAACCUGCAGCUUCUCCGCCCCGAGCUCCAGCGUUCAACCUCCCCGAGGCCAGAAUGUGGUCCAACUUCUUCGUGCAGCAGGACGAGGAGGGUCGGAUCGGGGUGGCCGGCGCCGGACAAGGCGGGGUGAAGGGCGGCAGAGGCCAGAGACGGGUCCACAGGAUGAGCGACAGCCAAGAGGGCAAGAUCAAGCUGGCCUUCUUCGUCGCCAUCAUCGGCGUGACGCUGACGGUGCUGGGGAUGGGCACCGAGUUCUGGGUGGAGCUGGCCCAGCCCAAGAACUUCAGUGGGAACCAGACCUGCCAGAUGGCCCACUACGGCCUGUGGAAGGGCUGCGUCCGGACGCUGUGGGUGGCCGACAUCGACCCGGAGAGGACCAGCUGCGGUCCGGCAGAACUUCCUGGAGAGCUUCGUGGUGUUUCUGCUCCUCUCUGCUGCUCACGGUUACAGAUGCUUCUGUUUGACUCGUUCCCAGACCUGAACCUGGCUGCAGCCAUCCUGGCCCUGCUCAGCCUCACCAUGAUGGUCAUGGGCUCGCUCUGCAUCGCCAUGGCGCUCAGCAAAGGAGUCGCCUUCUUCCUCAAGCCGGCCUCCUUCUGCUUCAUCCUGUCAGGUGUGCUGGUGCUGCUGUCGGUUCUGAUCUUCCACCAGUCCGUCCUGGCCCUGCUGUCCAGCGACCACUCGGUCCCUCUGCACCACGAGCUGUCCUGGUCGGUGGCCUGCGUCGGGUCGGCCGGAGCCAUCCUCAUCUUCGGAGGGUUCCUCUUCAUCGUCCUCUCGCUGCCCUUCAGCCCCUGGCAGAAGUGUUUGCCUCACAAGAAUAGCGCCACCUAGCCGCCGACAUAUGCAAACGCUGUUCUCGACGUCCCGUCUGAGAGCGAGCGACCGCCCACCUCUGUCAGCUUGCUCUGGGCAUUUAUUCACCAGAGAAGGUCUUAAUCACAUUAGGAGGAGGAGUGACACACACACGACACAGGGAGGCGCCGCGAGGAGGGCUAGCAGGAGCUGGUUUUGUAAUUUUAGAGUAGACGAAGAAGAAGCAGCGCUGCAGCUGAUGUGUUUACGAGGAAAAGUGUCUCCAGUAGGCGCGUUAGCCUGCACAGGAUCUAGAGUCCUGCUGCAGGAGCAGAGUGAAUCAUUUUUUAUUGCUCAGACACUUUUCUAUUUUUGUAGUUGGUUUGUAUGGAAGCCCAACGCUGCCAAGAAAAAAAUAGAACGCAAUGU